Messenger RNA from Lepisosteus oculatus (spotted gar), 1157 nucleotides. RefSeq names its product calmodulin-1. Gene Ontology annotation, molecular function: calcium ion binding; enzyme regulator activity. NCBI's taxonomy places the organism in Eukaryota, Metazoa, Chordata, Actinopteri, Semionotiformes, Lepisosteidae. The record is from RefSeq and is a predicted model, not a curated record.
UUAAAGGCGCGUCAGGGUCAGUCUGCUUUCAUCUGCUGGAGUGCGAACUUGGGAGUGUAGCUGUAGUAGCAGUCGAAAGCGAUUUAGACUAUCAAAAUGGCUGAUCAACUGACAGAAGAGCAGAUUGCUGAAUUCAAAGAGGCAUUUUCACUAUUUGAUAAGGAUGGAGAUGGAACCAUCACAACAAAAGAGCUGGGAACAGUCAUGAGGUCACUGGGUCAGAACCCUACAGAAGCGGAGUUGCAGGAUAUGAUCAAUGAAGUUGAUGCUGAUGGUAAUGGAACAAUAGACUUCCCUGAGUUUCUCACUAUGAUGGCAAGAAAAAUGAAAGACACAGACAGUGAAGAGGAAAUCAGAGAAGCAUUCCGUGUUUUUGACAAGGAUGGUAAUGGGUAUAUCAGUGCUGCUGAGUUGCGCCAUGUGAUGACAAACCUUGGGGAGAAGCUAACAGAUGAAGAAGUUGAUGAAAUGAUCAGGGAAGCAGAUAUUGAUGGAGAUGGUCAAGUCAACUAUGAAGAGUUUGUACAAAUGAUGACAGCGAAGUGAAGGCCUUGUACAGAAUUUUUUUUUCUUGUAUAAAAUUUGCCUUUUCUUUGUUUGUAAUUUAUCUGUAAAAUGUUUAUUCCCCCUGCUGUCCAAAGGAACUGCAUGUAAACUAUUUAGGAUUCAAGUCCUCAUGUCCCUUUUUAUUUUGCUGUCAUCGUAUUUUGAGUCAAGAUGCGGUCAAGUUAACAGGUGUUGCAUGUGACUUGAAAUGGAGUGCAUCCAAAUCUGCACAAUGAACUACCACAGCUUGAAGCAAGACAUCAUCUUGGUCCACCUGUUGAAGUUGGAUGUCACUUGGCAACAAUGUUGGCAUGUAAACAUUUUAAUGUGGAGUAGUUACUCUGCAUGGACUAUGGACAAAGUAUAUAUGAAUUUUUCUCAGCAUUGCACUAUUGCAAAACGGGUGUAUCAUCCAGGUACUCGUACACUAACUCUUUUUGUAUUUGCUGUUCUGUACCAGAGAACUCUUGUUCUAUUCUUACUAUGCUUUUUAAAGUUUUAGUCACUUGUUUUUUUCUUUUUUUUAACUGCUUAUGGCACAAACAUGCCUCAAAGAAUCCAUUCCAAGUUGUAUAUUUUUGUUUUCCAAUAAAAUUUACAAUUUACCCAAA